Phyllopteryx taeniolatus (common seadragon) is the source of this 4142-nucleotide messenger RNA. RefSeq names its product integrin, alpha 6a (gene itga6a). Gene Ontology annotation, cellular component: integrin complex; external side of plasma membrane. The coding region runs from base 95 to 3343 and encodes 1082 amino acids. NCBI's taxonomy places the organism in Eukaryota, Metazoa, Chordata, Actinopteri, Syngnathiformes, Syngnathidae. The record is from RefSeq and is a predicted model, not a curated record. Gene Ontology annotation, biological process: leukocyte migration; integrin-mediated signaling pathway; cell-matrix adhesion. The transcript has 25 exons. Gene Ontology annotation, molecular function: integrin binding.
UGGACUAUCAGUCACAGUGCCUCAGUGGCGGUUGAGCUGAGCGCACUGAAGGGAUUGAGUUUCUGCAACUUUGCCCCCCAAAACACGCACCGGGAUGCUGCAGCCAGGGGGAUUUUGUGCGGCACUUUUAUACCUUUUCAACGCAACUCUAUUGCUGGCCUUCAACCUGGACACCAACUAUGUGAUCAGGAAAGACGGAGAACCCGGCAGUCUGUUCGGAUUCUCUCUGGCCAUGCACCGGCAGCUCAACCCGGACAAACGAAUGUUGUUGAUUGGUGCCCCCCGAGCCAGAGCUCUGGGGAAACAAAAUGCCAAAAUCACUGGGGGACUUUAUAAAUGUGACAUCAACUACUCUCCUGAUUGUGAGCGCAUUUUAUUUGACAGUGAAGAGGAUAUCCGAGUUGAGAACAAGGAGAACCAGUGGAUGGGGGUGACGGUACAGAGUCAAGGACCAGGGGGAAAAAUUCUGACGUGCGCUCAUCGCUACCAGAGGCGCUUGUUUGUCAACACGCCACAGGAGGCCCGUGACAUCACAGGCCGCUGCUACGUCCUGAGCCAAGACCUGACCAUCGACGAGUCGUCCGACGAGGACGGCGGCAACUGGAACUUCUGCGAGGGCAGGGCCAGAGGUCAUGAGAUGUUCGGGUCGUGUCAGCAGGGUCUGGCCGCCACCUUCACCAAGGACUACCAUUACCUGGUCUUUGGAGCGCCCGGAGCGUACAACUGGAAAGGCAUCGUACGCGUGGAGCAAAAAAACAACACCCUGUUGGAGAUGGGCGUGUAUGACGACGGCCCUUACGAAGUUGGCGAUGAGCACAUCUUGAACCCUGAGCUUGUACCCGUCCCUGCCAACAGCUACCUCGGAUUCUCCUUAGACUCGGGUCACAGCAUCGCCAGGAGGCGGGGCCUAACUGUGGUGGCUGGAGCGCCCAGAGCCAAUCACAGCGGAGCUGUGCUGCUGCUGAGGAAAGAGAACCAAGGCUCGGCCCGACUUGCUGUGGAACACACGCUGUACGGACCCGGGCUGGCAUCCUCGUUUGGAUACGACGUCGCCGUAGCUGACCUGAAUGGAGAUGGAUGGCAGGACAUAGUCGUGGGAGCGCCCCAGUUCUACAUGAAGGACAAAGACGUUGGAGGGGCUGUUUACGUUUACAUCAACCAGGCGGGACGAUGGCGAGGCGUCGCUCCUGUCCGUCUCAACGGGACCAGGGACUCCAUGUUUGGCCUGGCAGUGGAGAACAUCGGCGACAUCAAUCAAGACUCUUAUGGAGACAUCGCCAUCGGAGCGCCUUAUGAUGAUGGCGGUGCUGGAAAGGUCUACAUUUAUCACGGCUCUGCACAGGGAAUAAACACCCGCCCGGCUCAGAUUAUUAAAGGAAAAGAUUACAACAUCCGACUGUUUGGCUAUUCUCUGGCUGGGAACAUGGACUUGGACAGCAACUCUUAUCCAGACCUUGCCGUGGGCUCGCUGUCAGACUCAGCACUCAUUUACAGGGCAAGACCAGUCAUUAGUAUCCGCCAAGCCAUCAAAAUCUCCCCAAGGGAAAUUGACCUGACAAUAAAGAAUUGUGGAAACAACAUCUGCUUCACUGUGGACGCUUGCUUCAACUACAAAGCAAACCCUGCAUCUUACAACCCAAGAAUAACUAUCAGCUAUUCUGUGGAGGCGGACGGAGAUCGCAGGAAACAAGGGUUGCUCUCCAGAGUCGUGUUCUUGAACAAAUCCAACUCAGAAACAGAACACCAGUUUAAUGGUACCGUGGACCUCCGAGGACAAAAGCAGGAAACGUGCAUUAAGAUAGAAGCCAAGUUAAAGGACAACAUUAAAGAUAAGAUGCGAAGCAUUCCCGUGGAGGUGUCUGCACAAAUAGUCGGUACGAAGCGACAAAAGGCAAAGAACUACCUCCCGCUGCUGAUGCCCAUCUUAGACUCUUCUCAGUCAAGCAAAGAAACUGUUGAGGUCAAUUUUGUGAAGGAAGGCUGCGGAAGUGAUCAUGUUUGUCGCAGUAACCUGAUGAUGGACUACAAAUUGUUGUACAAGCAAAGCAAUCAAGACAUUUACUCGCCCUUGCCCAUCAGGAACAACGUGCCCGUGUUUCAUCUGACUUACGAGAGGAAGGACUUGGCUCUGCGACUGACCGUCAACAACGCGAAGGCCGACGACGCCUACGAGGCCAAGCUGUCGGGCUCGUUCCCCGACACGCUCUCAUACUCGGGCGUGCGCUCACAUCGCGCCACGAUGGACAAGCAGAUCAUUUGUGUGGCCAAUCAAAACGGCUCCCAGGCCGACUGCGAGCUCGGCAACCCGUUUCAGGAGGGCUCCGAGGUUACAUUUUACAUCAUCCUGAGCACUGUGGCGAUGACUCUGGAGGCCACGGAGAUUGACAUUGAUCUGCAGCUCCACACAACCAGCGUACAAGAUCUGGCCCGUGUGAGAGUCAAAGCCAAAGUGGUGAUUGAGUUGCCAUUGUCGGUUACUGGGGAAGCCAACCCUCAUCGUAUUUCAUACGGAGGAGUCGUGAGAGGAGAAAGCGCCAUGGAAAGCGAAGACGAGAUCGGCAGUUUGGUCAAUUACACAUUCAGAAUUAACAACUUGUGGGCCUCUUCUGUCAAAUCCUCACUACACAUCCAGUGGCCCAAGUCCAACAAAAAUGGUAAAUGGCUUUUGUACCUGGUGAAGAUGAAGGCUAAAGAAGGACCGCGCGACAUCAUUUGUACACCAGAGUCUGAGAUCAACCCUCUCAAACACAUCCAGCAGAGUUCCGCAUUCAGGACAAAGCGUGACAUUGUACAGAAAAAGACAAGAGGCAAGACUUCUUCAGUCUCAGACAAAAAUAAGAUUUUGGCGUGUGGGAAAGAAUUGCAGUGUGCGGUGCUGAAGUGCCCCCUGCGUGGACUCGAUGGGGCCACAGUGGAACUCAGAGCUCGACUGUGGAACUCAACCUUUCUGGAGGAUUACACUUCUCUUUCGUCCUUGGACAUUAUUGUGAGGGCUUCACUGGUGCUCCACACCCGGGCCACAAACACGAUCCUGAGAACCCCUGACACCGAAGUGACCCUUACCGUGUUCCCAGAGAGUGCAGUGGCCCAGUAUGGUGGCGUCCCCUGGUGGAUCAUCGUGGUGGCUGUUCUUGCAGGGAUCUUGAUUUUGGCUUUGUUGGUCUUUCUGUUGUGGAAGUGCGGCUUCUUCAAACGCUCCAAGCAAGAGGACGCGGUCCCUCAGUAUCACGCCGUACGGAUUCGAAAGGAUUCUCCUGACUAUGAAGACGGCAAAGUCAAACUGGAUCCUUUUGAGAAGAAGCAGUGGAUGACAACAUGGGUUGACAAUGAAAGUUACUCAUAAGUUGUUGUUUUUUUUUUCAAGCUUUGCAUCAGGGAAAACCUAUUGUUCUUCAAUUACACUUAAUAGACACGUAACACCUGCGAAAUCUAAUGAAGAGCCAAUUCAAGAGCUGUAUUCUGCUUUAACAAAAACAAUAACGUUGAUCUAUAUUUGUAAAGGCAGAAUUCUUGUUACAUCUCUUUAUAUUUUAUGGCAAUAAAAGUGUCCAAGCCAGUAAAAGACAAUGAUCUGUGAUGUCAAAUAUUUUGCUUCAUGUGCAUACCAGGACUUACGCCAGUCUUCUUUCACUGUAUGUAUAGAUAUUUUUGUUCAUGUUUUUGUAACUUUUGUAUAUAUUUCUGGACAUUGUAUAUAUUUAUUUUUUUGAUAAAUCAUGUAUGAUGGAGCCAAAGAUGUUCAGUCUUUAGUUUUAGCUGGACUAACAUCGAUUUUAAAAUGAACUGAUCUGGUGUAGUGGUACUGUCUCAUUGAAACCUUGCAGAAAAAAACAAUACUAUGCAAAGACGGCACAGUUGACUUUUUGUAUGUAUUGUAUUUAAGGACUUUUGUAUUUCUAUUUUUAAAUAUCAAUCAAACCCACAGGUGACAAUGUGAACAGAUGUUUUUGCUUGGUUUUUCUGUUGUUGUUUUUUAAAAAUAUUUCUAAGGUAGCAUCAUCACUGAACAAGUAAUCUCUUUUAUGAGAAAUAUAAAGGGACAUAAAAAAAUGUCCUGAAUUAGAUUAUUCAGAAUGUAAAUUUUGAUAGAUGUACUGUUUAAUUGUCAAAUGGAAUAAUAAACAAUGUUCUUAAAAAAUGAA